Messenger RNA from Stomoxys calcitrans (stable fly), 1835 nucleotides. RefSeq lists its product as uncharacterized. Gene Ontology annotation, cellular component: nucleus. The record is from RefSeq and is a predicted model, not a curated record. The transcript has 3 exons. Gene Ontology annotation, molecular function: zinc ion binding. Bases 89 to 1156 code for a protein of 355 amino acids. Lineage: Eukaryota; Metazoa; Arthropoda; Insecta; Diptera; Muscidae.
CAGAAGAAGAAAUCAAAACAACUCUAAAUAACAAGAAGGAACAGAACCUUUCUAAAAUUUAAUAAAAAUUAUUAGUGAAAACAUAAAUAUGAUUUGUCGUUUAUGCCUUAAAGACAGUGCUUCAAUUGCAUCUGUCGUUAAAUUAUUUCACAACUCUGAUCUCAACAUCAUCGAAGGCCUGGAAGUUGCAAGACUCAUUGAAAAGUAUCUGGAAAUAGAGGUUACACAUGACGAUGUCAUUUCAACCAUGAUCUGCACUGAGUGUCAUGGGCAUUUGAAAGAAUUCCAUAAGUUUCGGAGAAAUGUUGAAGAAAGGCAAUGUACACUACGCUCUGACUUUCUGCAAAUUCAAGUCAAAGAAGAGACAACUAAUUUGAUUGCUAGCAAUAAUGGUAACGAUUGCGACAGGAUUAUACCCGAUACUUUGGGAAUGGAGGAAGAUGCUCCUGAUUAUCAAAUGGAUAUAGCAAAAAGUGAACUAGAUGAGGAAAAGGCAGAGAACGAUCAACCGAUUUUUUUACAAACCAGCGAUAUGAAUACUAAUAGUGCGGUAGAUAAAGGCAUUUUUCCAAAUCAUAAUGACUUAACGGGAGCUAUGACGACCAUGUUAAAGUGCAUCCAAAAGCAUAUCGAAGGUCAGACGCAAGUACUUCGCAGAGAAAUUCAUAGUCAACAUCAGUUUGUUGUUAAUGAAUUAUUUGAAAUUAAAAUGUGUCUAACUGAACUAAUGGAUAAAAAUGAAGAAAAAAAGAAAAUUGUAAAACUCUUCCCCAUCGAAACACUAGAGAGCAUGGCCGAACUGGAGCAUACAUUGAGGACUAAAGAUAGUAACGAGUUAUUAGAAACCGUUAAGAAAAUCAUCAAAAGAGGGGGAUUUCUCAAAAAUUUCCGCAAUUUGUUGGGCGAUAAUAUAAUCAAAGAUUUUAACUUCGAUGGCAGUCAAGGAAAGAAAUCAUUCAAAUCAUUUGAAAAUAUAAACGAUUUGUUCUUUGCUGCUGCAGAAUCGGAAUGUGAAACAUUCGAUGCAUACAAGGAGUCUGUUAAAAGAGCCUUUAAGUUGGGCAAAAACAAACUGUACAAGGCAAAAUGUAUAGAAAUUAAGCAAAGAGAAACAAAUAAUGCGGCCAAAGAAGAUUCGAAUGCAGAUUGUCCUUAAAAAAUACACUGCCUUUUAGCAAGUCUAUAUCUUAGUAAUAGUAAUAAUAAAGUAUUUUAAGUUUGUUGUUUUUUUGUUCGAACUAUUUUUAAUAUACUUUUUUUAUACAUUACUAUAAGUUUUACUGGGUUUUCACAAUGGACUAUAAUGUGGAAAUGUGUUUAGUUUUGGGAAUAAAACUAUGGCCUAACCUACAUUACCUGCCAGAAGUGUUGGUAUACCAAAUUACUAUAUUACUUAGAUUAUUUCAGUGUCCUUAAAAAACUAUUUAUUUAAAUUUAAUUUUUUUAUAUUCAAAUGUUUUUGUCCUUUGUAAAUAUUUCAUAAAAGAAAUAUACGAGAAAUGCACAAAUAUAAAGUGGAACAUUUUGAUCAUUUUACUAUCUUCUCAUGAAAUGUAUACGUUAAAUUCCAGUACUCUUCUUAAAUUAAUCAUAACUUGCUUAAACUCUCUUAAUAUGUAAGUCAAAAAGUGUAUCACUUUCCUCAUCAAGAUAAGACGGUGUUAUUUAAUUAUCUUAAAGCUCACCAAUGUAAAUAUUAAGCUUUCUCUGUAUAGGUAUUUAAAUGCAAUAUGUAAUAAAUGCAUUUUUAUGAACAAACUGUGAAUGUAUUUAAAAUUGUUUAAAAAAAUUCGCAAUCAAUCAAAAAAAAAUUAAAUAAAAUUGUGAAGCUGGAU